GCCGUCGGCCUUAUACCUCAAUGCCGACCGAGCGAAACUUAGCAGAAGGGUGUUUUAUUUUAAAAAAAAAUCCAACUUGAUAGUCUGAUUUUUGGCAGGCCCCAAAACUAAAAAUCGGCCGCAUCCGUUUAGUUACAAGGCAUCCUCGGGGCAAUAUAUCGUGCAAUGUUGUUCAGCAGGCAAAGCAGGGAACGAAGUUGCUUCUGAAAUCGACAAAAAAUUCCACUCACGAUAUCAGGCCAGUUUUGCUAGUCGAGUGUCAAAAUUGUCCUUCUCCCCCCAAUCUCUUCAACCAAUUCGCACAACCACACCAUACAUACCCAGGCCCCUCUUUCCCCCCUUUCACAAAAUGUCCAACCAAUCCCCCAGCCGGACAAAGGCGAACCCGCCGCACCUAUCCCGCGUCCACGCCGCCGCCGUCGACGGUCGCGUCCGCAACCCCAUCUUCCGCCGGACCCAGCUGAAGCGCCUGCACGACGCCGUCGCCUCCAACAGCGACGCCCUCGAGCGCGCGAUCCUCGCCGACGCCCUCCUGCCCUCCUGCAUCACCCCCGCCGACGCCCGGCUGGAGCUGUGUCUGGCCCUGCGCGCCGUGCGCGAGCUCGCCGCCGCCCUCGACGUCAAGGCCGCCUUUGCAGAGGAGUACAGCGUCGCCAGCUCCAAGGAUGCCGCCGAGGCGAGGAGGCCCGUCGGGAUCGUGGUCGUGACGCCCGCGGCGCACACGCCCGUGUACAGCGCCGUGGCAGCCGUGGCGGCGGCGGUUGCGGGCGGCAAUUGUGUGAUAUUGCAGCUUGACAACACCCUCCAAGAAAUCCCGUCCGCCCUUCGCAAAGCCCUCCACAACGCUGUCGAUCACGAUGCAGUGGCCCUCGCGACUUCAGAUGAAAUCUCCACUGCAUCAUUUGGCGACACACAAGUAAUCCACUAUGUCCAGCAAACCCACCAGCAACGACAACAGUCACCCACAGGCACCGAACACACCACCCGCUUCAACCAGUUGCUCGUCUGCCCAAAUACAGACCGCACCAUCGCCAUCGUGGAGCGCGAUGCGGACGUAGACGCCGCCGCCUCGGCCUUGGUAGGCGCCCGCUUCGCCCUGGGCGGCACGUCCCCCUACGCGCCGGACGUCGUGCUGGUGAACGAGUGGGUGGAGAAGGACUUCCUGCAGGCCGUUCUCCGCCACACGGCCACGGUGGUUUCCAGCCGGGCCACUGCCGCCUCCCCCAGCAGCGGCAAGACGACGCGCAGCAGCGCCGCCGACCCGAGCCCGCUGGACAGGGUCAGGGAAGAAGGCAAGGCCCGCGUCGUCAGCACCGGCGACCUCGGCACCGUGCUGACCGUCGAGGCGCGCGACUCGUUCCUCCUGUCGUCGUCCGCCCCCAAGGUCACCCAGCCCGUGCUGGCCAUCCACUCGGUGACGAGCAUGGACGACGCCAUCGACGCCUCGGGCCGGGACCUGCUGGCCGCCUACGUCUUCACCAAGAACCCGGCCAACGCAAAGUACGUGACGCAGUUCCUGGACUCGGCCGCCGCCUACGUCAACCACGUGCCCCCGCGCCUGCUCGUCGGCCCUGCUGCGGCCCGCGGCUACCCCAUCGACCCCGAGAGCGCCGCGCCGUCCACAGACAUGUUCACGGUGCCGAGGCCCGUCUACGUCGGGAAGCGCGGUAGGGAUGUGGGCGGGGACAAGGUCCUGAGCAAGGUCGUCGGGGGUGGUGACGCCAGCGCGGCCGUCAUGGCCGAGAUGGCGAGGGACCUGGGCAGGGAGAUGCCGGCUUUGGCAAGGCCGCUCAACCAGGUCGGCAUCAACUUCUUUGAGCAGGGCAUCUUGACCGGCGCAGUUCUGUUCUUUGGUACCAUCUUGACCGGGGUCGGGUUUGCAGGCUACCAUGGGUACCGGUUGUUUGCGUCACGAUAAAUCAAAGAAGAUAUUGAAAAAUUAAAGACGGAUUUAUCGUGAAGGACCGUGGGGGUCUGUACUAUACAAAUGUUAUAUGGUUACAGAAGCUGCUAUACACACACACACUCACAGACACACUCUGAUCAGCCAAAAAAGGACACAGAAAUCUUACAAUCAUUAAUACUUGAUGCACGCCCCAAGGCUGCAAUUUUACACCCCAGACCCGUCGCCUCCAAGAUCUGUCAAGAGUUGGAUGAUGCUGUCGAUUAGAAUAGGCCUUCGCCCAUCUUCAUACUUGGACCUGAGAACCUGGGACACGGCCUUCAAGACCAUCGGCGAGUCGGACAAGAGGGCAGUCAUGGUCUGUUGCUGCUGGGCUUGCUUCUCCUGGACCCCAUCUGCAUAAUUCGACGACGGCUGUUGAGCACAAGCACGACCGCCAUACAGGCGCACGGCCGGGGACCCACGAUCGAGGUGCACAAACCGCUCAAUCGCGUCGCGGUCCUCGCCGUCCAGAAACACCGCAGUCGCAUCCCUGGGCGUAUCGACACCGGCCUCGCGCAGCAGCGCCCCGUAGACCAGCAGAACCUGCGCCGAGUGGUACAGCGCCGUCGCGGCCAGCCCAGA
This is a messenger RNA of Pyricularia oryzae 70-15, 2527 nucleotides long. RefSeq lists its product as uncharacterized. The transcript is spliced from 2 exons. NCBI's taxonomy places the organism in Eukaryota, Fungi, Ascomycota, Sordariomycetes, Magnaporthales, Pyriculariaceae. Gene Ontology annotation, molecular function: oxidoreductase activity, acting on the aldehyde or oxo group of donors, NAD or NADP as acceptor. The coding region runs from base 350 to 1918 and encodes 522 amino acids. The record is from RefSeq and is a predicted model, not a curated record.